This is a messenger RNA of Trichomycterus rosablanca, 1861 nucleotides long. RefSeq names its product actin alpha 2, smooth muscle (gene acta2). Lineage: Eukaryota; Metazoa; Chordata; Actinopteri; Siluriformes; Trichomycteridae. The record is from RefSeq and is a predicted model, not a curated record. The transcript has 9 exons. Bases 313 to 1446 code for a protein of 377 amino acids.
UUUACGUUUCUUUACAGUAACGUCUCCAUCCUUACAAAAAAGUAUCAGUGGCUGGAAUGCCCUAAAUGAUGGCUGCCUGGAUUGGAUUGUUCUCCCCCAGUCAUCCCUAUAAGGCUGUAGUGAAGUGAUCCUGAUGGGCUGCGUGCAGGCCCAACUCCAUGUUUGGCAGGUGGGAGGGAGCAGAGAAACAUGGACUGGAGCUACAUAAGAACUCCACACACUGGUGAGGGUCACACCAUCACCAAGUGGCUAACCCCCGGCCCAGCACUGUCAGGUAACUGUCUCCAUUAGGAAGGAAAUACAAGCUGAACCAUGUGCGACGACGAAGAAAGCACCGCCCUAGUGUGUGAUAAUGGCUCAGGACUAUGUAAGGCAGGCUUUGCCGGGGAUGAUGCCCCCCGAGCCGUCUUUCCCUCCAUAGUGGGUCGCCCCAGACACCAGGGUGUGAUGGUAGGAAUGGGCCAGAAAGACAGUUAUGUUGGUGAUGAAGCACAGAGCAAAAGAGGUAUUCUGACCCUCAAAUAUCCGAUUGAGCACGGCAUCAUAACAAACUGGGACGACAUGGAAAAAAUCUGGCAUCACUCUUUCUACAAUGAACUUCGUGUUGCUCCUGAGGAGCACCCGACCCUGCUGACAGAAGCCCCACUCAAUCCAAAGGCCAACAGGGAAAAAAUGACCCAGAUCAUGUUUGAGACCUUUAAUGUUCCAGCCAUGUACGUAGCUAUCCAAGCGGUGCUAUCCCUCUAUGCCUCUGGACGCACAACAGGUAUUGUGCUUGAUUCUGGUGAUGGUGUCACCCACAAUGUGCCAAUUUAUGAGGGCUAUGCUCUUCCUCAUGCCAUCAUGCGUUUGGACCUGGCCGGCCGUGAUCUUACUGACUACCUCAUGAAGAUCCUGACUGAACGUGGCUACUCCUUUGUGACCACUGCUGAGAGAGAAAUUGUCCGUGAUAUCAAGGAGAAGUUGUGUUAUGUCGCACUGGACUUUGAGAAUGAGAUGGCCACUGCUGCCUCUUCUUCAUCUCUGGAAAAGAGCUAUGAGCUUCCUGAUGGGCAGGUAAUCACCAUUGGCAAUGAAAGGUUCCGUUGCCCUGAGACGCUCUUCCAGCCAUCCUUCAUUGGUAUGGAAUCUGCUGGUAUCCAUGAAACAACCUACAACAGCAUUAUGAAGUGUGACAUUGACAUUCGUAAGGACCUCUAUGCCAACAAUGUUCUGUCUGGUGGUACGACCAUGUACCCUGGUAUUGCUGACAGAAUGCAGAAAGAGAUUACUGCCUUGGCACCAAGCACCAUGAAAAUCAAGAUCAUCGCCCCACCAGAGAGGAAGUACUCAGUGUGGAUCGGUGGCUCCAUUCUGGCCUCUCUUUCCACCUUCCAGCAGAUGUGGAUCAGCAAGCAAGAGUACGAUGAAGCCGGUCCAUCCAUUGUGCACCGCAAGUGCUUCUAAAAGAGCAAACUUCACACCCACAGCCCCUCCAAUGUCUUCAAAAGUUCUUGCUUCCUAGCCUGUAAACUGUGAAUGUAUCUUUAGGUUUCCCUCCUGUUUUGUCUUUGCACUACCCACACCCGCGAGAAUGCUCAGGCUUUUUCUAGUCAUCGAUUGUUUUUGUUACAUUGGAUGCAUAAAGGUGCCAAAAUGAACCGUGUGGGAAAAUUCCUGGGGUUUGCUGAGGCGCCAGAUAGAGGGAGAAAUUAAAAACACUAAAUAUUCUGUAAAGAUAUAGAAAAGAACAGAGCUCACAUUGUCCCUCUGUGUUUCCAUACCAUAAAAUAUCCCUUGCAUGCGUUUUCUCACUGCUGUGGGUUUGUAUGGAUGCUCUGUAUGACAACCCCAGGAAUGAAUAAAGCCCUGCAUACAGAAA